This is a messenger RNA of Microcebus murinus (gray mouse lemur), 1094 nucleotides long. RefSeq names its product GS homeobox 2 (gene GSX2). Gene Ontology annotation, molecular function: sequence-specific double-stranded DNA binding; DNA-binding transcription factor activity, RNA polymerase II-specific. Gene Ontology annotation, cellular component: nucleus. The record is from RefSeq and is a predicted model, not a curated record. NCBI's taxonomy places the organism in Eukaryota, Metazoa, Chordata, Mammalia, Primates, Cheirogaleidae. Gene Ontology annotation, biological process: regulation of DNA-templated transcription.
GCGAGGACCAGCCCUCUCCGGGGACCCCUUUGUUCCGGGCCGGGACUCCUACACCUUUGCGUCCCCAAGGGCUUGGCCGCCGGCGCCCACGCAGCUCCGGGGGACAGAGCUCAGAAGGCGAGAGGGGAGGGGUCGCCGCGGCCGGCCGGGCCCUGCAGCCACCCACCCCUCGCGACAUGUCACGCUCCUUCUAUGUGGACUCGCUGAUCAUCAAGGACUCCUCCCGGCCUGCGCCCUCGCUGCCGAACCUGCACCCCGGGCCCGAUUUCUUCAUCCCGCUGGGCAUGCCGUCCCCGUUGGUGAUGUCGGUGUCCGGGCCAGGCUGCCCGUCCCGCAAGAGCGGCGCGUUCUGCGUGUGCCCGCUCUGCGUCACCUCUCACCUGCACUCCUCGCGGGGGCCCGUGGGCGCCGGCGGCGGGGGCGCAGCGGCCGGGGGCACCGGGGCCGGGGGCAGCGGGGCGGCCGGGGGUGCGGGGGCUCUGCCUCUGCUCAAGAGCCAGUUCUCCUCGGGGCCCGGGGACGCGCAGUUCUGCCCGCGGGUGGGCCACGCGCACCAUCACCACCACCCGGCCCAGCAGCCCGGCUCGCCGCGGCGGCGGCGCGGCGCGGGCGCAGCGGCCCGCGCGGCCUUGGGACACCCGCAGCACCACGCACCUGUCUGCGCCGCCACCACCUACAACGUGGCGGACCCGCGGAGAUUCCACUGCCUCACCAUGGGGGGCUCCGACGCCAGCCAGGUCCCCAGCGGCAAGAGGAUGAGGACCGCGUUCACCAGCAGCCAGCUCCUGGAGCUGGAGCGGGAGUUCUCCUCCAACAUGUACCUGUCUCGACUCCGGAGGAUCGAGAUUGCCACGUACCUGAACCUGUCGGAGAAGCAGGUGAAAAUCUGGUUUCAGAACCGCCGGGUGAAGCACAAGAAGGAGGGGAAGGGCACGCAGAGGAACAGCCACGCGGGCUGCAAGUGCGUCGGCGGCCAGGCGCACGUCGCGCGCUCCGAGGACGAGGACUCCCUGUCGCCGGCCUCGGCCAACGACGACAAGGAGAUUUCCCCUUUAUGAGGGAAGGCCGCCUACCCCCUCACACCGUGGGCUCCU